UUCUUGAUCCGGAACUUGUCAAGAAACCACGGAAGCGGUAAUCGCGUGUUGGAAGCGUGUUCGCUACUCAAAAGUGAAGAACCUAAAGACGCCAGUGACGUGAGGAGAGGUGCUGUAGAUGCUCUCCAAAUCCUUGGUAAUGGAGUAUCUGGCUCAUCCUGGUACACUCAGCGUGGCUGCCGGAGUAGCUUGUGGCAUGUGCCUGGGCUGGGGCCUCCGAGUACGCUUUGGGACGGUCCCCAAAAGCUCAGUGAAAGAGACAGACACAGGGACCGGAACUGAAGCAAGCAUCUUAGGAGAGAGUGGGGAGUACAAAAUGAUUCUUGUGGUUCGAAAUGACUUAAAGAUGGGAAAAGGGAAAGUGGCUGCUCAGUGUUCUCAUGCUGCUGUUUCUGCCUACAAGCAAAUUCAAAAGAGGAACCCUGAAUUGCUCAAAGAAUGGGAAUACUGUGGCCAGCCCAAAGUAGUGGUCAAAGCCCCUGAUGAGGACACUCUGAUUGCCUUAAUGACCCACGCCAAGAUGCUGGGACUGACUGUAAGUUUAAUCCAAGAUGCUGGACGUACUCAGAUUGCACCUGGCUCUCAAACUGUCCUAGGAAUUGGGCCAGGACCAGCAGAUCUAAUUGACAAAGUUACUGGUCACCUAAAACUUUACUAGGUAGAAUUUUAUGUGAUGAUUGUCCCCCUAUCGCAAAUGUUUGAAACUGUCAAAUUCUAACAAUAAAAGCUGAAUUUCUUCC
Molecule: messenger RNA, 740 nt
Organism: Pteronotus mesoamericanus
Lineage: Eukaryota; Metazoa; Chordata; Mammalia; Chiroptera; Mormoopidae
Gene: PTRH2
Product: peptidyl-tRNA hydrolase 2
Exons: 2
Coding region: 119-658 (179 amino acids)
Biological process (GO): negative regulation of anoikis; positive regulation of anoikis
Cellular component (GO): cytosol; mitochondrion
Molecular function (GO): peptidyl-tRNA hydrolase activity
Source: RefSeq, a predicted model, not a curated record